AUGUGCAAUCAACACAAUCUGGAAAUAUUCGAUCCCCACAGAUACAAGGAUCGGGAAUGCAGAACCAAAGGGAAGUAUCACAAACUGGCAUGUCCAGAAGUACAAAAUAUGAGACCUGCAGACCCUUCCCCUCCCACCAUCCACUGCAUCAACAUUACACUGGACGAGCGGUAUCUACUCUAUGAGGCAGACAAUUGCCCUCACCUGCUGUGGCCCUGGGGAGACGCGAUCACUUUACUGGUCCUAGUGGACAAUGAUACUGUCAAAAAGAAACUCAAGGAACAGAAAGCCCGCAAGUUGCCAAUCGAAUCACAAAUGAUUGAAGAAAUUAAGGACACUGGAUACAUACUCCUGCGUCCUGGAAUGGCAAUACUGUUACAAAUUGUGAAGACAAUUCAAGACAAGGGCCUGGACGCAGACACAGGCAAUGACAAUCUUCAGGGAUGGGUGACGGACAAGAAGCGACGAUUGGGGGAUGAUUCCAUUUCAGAUGAUUUAAUGGAAAGGAUGGCUCGGAUAAUGGAAGAUAUAUCGGGACUGGCAGAUGAAAGGUCAGACUCUCCUCCCUCUCGAAAGAAUGUUUAUACAGGAGGCAUCGCAUUCGAAUGGCACCUGUACACGAGGAAUGCGCAGCCUUUCAACAGUCAAGGCAAAGGCUGCUACAGCAUUGGUUAUACGGUGGAAAAGCAAGCGGCCCUGAUGCACCCUAGUAAGAACAUGCAAUACAACCCAGUAAUCAGGAUGGAUGACAACAUCAGGAUAGGAUUACUCAAUGUCGCUACUGAAUACAGCAGGAAUGGCUCCAAAGGACCAUACAGAUCUAAUGGAACAUUACGGACUGGAACACAGAGUUCCACCUCUAGGACACGACAAGAACCGUCUAUUCUGGACGGGAUGUCAAGUCAACAUGUGGCGCCCGCUUCCAAAUGA
This is a messenger RNA of Gloeophyllum trabeum ATCC 11539, 930 nucleotides long. RefSeq lists its product as uncharacterized. NCBI's taxonomy places the organism in Eukaryota, Fungi, Basidiomycota, Agaricomycetes, Gloeophyllales, Gloeophyllaceae. The record is from RefSeq and is a predicted model, not a curated record. The transcript has 4 exons. Bases 1 to 930 code for a protein of 309 amino acids.